UAUACCCGACAUUGUUGUUAAAAUUAGAACAUGAGUGGCAGAGGAUUGCUCCCAUCAUCUGACCGUAAUAACCAGGAAAAUCAGAGAGCCAAAGAAGACGACGAAGAGGACCCUCAUUCAGGAGAUGACCGCCUCGGGCAGUGGAUCAGGAGGAGGUGCCUUGAUGGGGCCCUCAACCGAGCCCCUGAGGAUUUUUACCCCAAAUUCUGGAAGGUUCUCGAAAAGUGCCGAGGUUUGAAAAUUUACAAGCACUAUUUACCGAAUGCCAUGGUACAAGAGAUGACCCCAGGCGAGCUGAAAUUUGCGCUUUGCGUUGAAGCGGCCCUGAAUCGGAUCCCUGAACCUGAGUACCGGCAGCUGGUGGUGGAGAUGUUAAUGGUGUUAUCCCUUGUAGUGGAGUACCACCCUGAACAGACUCUGGGAGACACUAUUGAUGUUGAUGACUUGGUGUGGGAAGGCCACAAUUUAUAUCUGAAAGAUCAGAUGAAUAUCAAAGGUGAUUCUACCACGUGUUGCGCGCGUCCCGCGAACGAGAAAAUCAGCUGUGGUGGAGCGGCGGGAAUCUGUCGAUAUUUUUACGACACUGCGCCGAGUGGAAGAUUUGGUACCAUGACUUACUUUUCAAGAGUUGUUGCUAAACGAGUCAGUCAUCUACCCCACCAGAACGACUGCGUGGUUGCCUAGAAACGCGCCUUUAACUGAAAAUAGAUUUCGUAGAAAGGUUGCAUAGAAACGUAUCUUUAGGCGCAAAAGAACAAAUGUAAAAGUCAUCAGAGGUGAAGUUUUCUGGUCUGAUCUCUCAGAGGUUUCUUGGGGUGGAAUAAGACAAGCGCGCAAAUAGAGAAGAAAAAUGCUUUCAGUAAAUCUUCUGCGAAGUUGGUGGGGACCACGCCAACACUAUAUCUCCACGAGAAGGUCCCUAGGUGGAGCUAAGCUGUAAUGAAUUACUUUAUCAGUUCUGCAAAAAUGCAUGACACGUUUUAGAAGCUGAGUUUUACGAGAUAAGGAAAAUAAUAGUAAGAAAAACUUGAAAUUGUACAAUAGUUAACAUUUUAUCUUAGUAUAAAUGAUAAGUUGUCAUCAUGUUUAGUGAACCUAAGUUAGUUUUCUUGUUUCAUCUUGUGUAUUCCUCGGCUUAAGUUUUCUUUAUCCUUUCAAUCCAAGACCAGAAUUUUAAUUCUCCUAUGUACUCCAUACAUUUCGUUGAAGAUUAGUUCGGAGAAUUUUGCAGUAAAUCAAGACAUCCUCAAGUUGAUGGUUUUGUUUAUUCUGAUCACCCGUGUGCUUCACAUUUUUUUUUUUAUUUGGAGAAAUCAGAUGUUCGCUCUUGGAUUGAAGGGUUUAAUUAAAAAUAUCAAUAAAACAGUCAAGAAAGAAAGGUUCUCUUAUUUUUAGUUGUUGUAUAAAUUGAGCUAGCUAUAUGUAAUUUAUUUUCGCUUUAAAACAUUGUAUAUAAAUUAAGCCACAUGGUGCUAUGAAGUGACAUAAACGUGACGCUGUUGAAGAGUUUUCUAUUAAAUUAUGCUCGCGUGUGACACAAACAGAGUAAAAUAAAGUUCCUAGUUAUGAAGCCAAAA
Orbicella faveolata is the source of this 1577-nucleotide messenger RNA. RefSeq names its product phosphorylase b kinase regulatory subunit alpha, liver isoform-like. Gene Ontology annotation, cellular component: phosphorylase kinase complex. Lineage: Eukaryota; Metazoa; Cnidaria; Anthozoa; Scleractinia; Merulinidae. The record is from RefSeq and is a predicted model, not a curated record. Gene Ontology annotation, molecular function: calmodulin binding. Gene Ontology annotation, biological process: glycogen metabolic process.